AUGUAUAUGAAAUAUAAAUUUUAUGUGAAUGAUUAUCGAGGAUUAUCUGAUGAUGCACCACCCCAUACAAGAAAACCACCAUCAAAAGAAGAUUCAAAAACAAUUCUUGAUCAUAUGAUAUAUACACUGAAAUUGCCAACACCAGAUUUAGUACUUUCUGUUAUCGGUAGUGCAAAAGCAUUCAAAAUGCCACAACGGAUAAAAAAUGAAUUUCAGCGUCGAUUAAUUUCAAUUGCUCUUCGCACAGAUGCAUGGAUUAUUACUAGUGGAACAAAUAGUGGUGUAAUGAAAGAAGUUGGUGAUGCUGUAGAUAAUUAUCGAUACGAAAUUACAAAAAGACUAAAAAGCAUUGCAUGUAUUGGUAUUACAAGUUGGUAUUUCAUAACAGAUUACGAACAAUUACAAAGCGAAUGGGAAAGAGCCCCGACAAGACUGAAUCAUAUUGUUUCGCCGAUCGGCGAAGUAUAUCAAAAUAAUCCUCAAUUGUAUCGAGUUCGACACCCAACAGACAAAAACGAAAAAAGCAAAAGUUGUCCACUUGAUCCGAAUCAUACACAUUUCAUAUUGUUAGAAGAUGUAUAUGGACCAGAUGAUAAUAUAUGGAGAAAAAGCUUUUUUGGUGAUAGGAACCCUGAUUUAACAGUUACCCGUAAUGAUCUUACUUUAAAAUUUCGCGAUAAAAUAGAAAAACAAGCAAUAACACCAACAGAUCCAAGUAAUUACCGGAAAUUGUUCAGUUCGAAAUUUACAUAGAGUCACAUGGGGUAAUUCUAACAAUCGCCUAAAACUUUUCAGAUAUUUUGAGCAUAUUUAAGUCAUCUUUCACCGGAGAAAUCAGUAUUAUGCAGGUAGAUAGAGCUGACUCUUAGUUAUCUACUAUAGGGGUGUUAAUUUAGUGUUAUUUUAGAAAAUAAAUAUAAAUGAAUCAUUUAUACUUAAAUAAUAAAGAUAAAUUCGUCAUUUAUAUUUAACAAAUAAAUAUAAAUAAAUGAAAAAAACAUUUAUCUUUAUUUUAUAAAAGUAAAUGAUUCAUUUAUAUUUAUUUCUUUAUUUCUAACUUUACUUUUAAAAAUAAAGGUAGAAAUAAAUAAAUAAAUAUAAAUGGAUCAUUUACUUUUAUAAAAUAAAGAUAAAUUUUUUUUCAUUUAUAUACGUUUGUUUUUUAAAUAUAAAUGAAAUGUUUAUAUUUAUUUUCUAAAUAUAUAUAAUUCAUUUAUAUUUAUCCGUUAUUAUAAAUGAACAAUAAAAGGAAAUUAACACCCGUAAUCUACUAAAAUAAAAAUUUUCUUAAAAUUCGUUAACAUUAAUUAUUGUCCAUCCAAAAAAAGAAUGGUAUAUGACUGUGUUUUGAAUAACUUUUGAUAGGAAAAAGCUAAAGAGCUCUAAUUUUCACCAUUCGAAAGAGGAGACUUGGGAACAUGUUUUCAUAACGAAAAUUGUUCCCAGAAGAGCUUUCUGAAACACGUUUUCUAGGGGAUCCUUGGAAAACUAGCUCGUGUGUAAAAAGUUUCCAAUAGGAUUGUAUUGAUUUGUUUUCACAGACUGAUAGCCCAGGGCGUCCUUUUCAAAUUGAGAGUCAAGUGAGACCUUGAUUUUCCGUGCUUCGGGCGUUGUAUCGGAUUUCCUACGAAUCCAGGACUAACACCUAGUGACGAUUGGUAGCCUUCAAGACGGAUGAACUAUGCGUAACCGACCACGCUGCGUCUCGAGGCAAUAUUUGUUUCUAGAAAAGUUUUAAAACUCUACCAAAAAGCGAGUUUUACGAAAAUUUGCAUUUUCAGGCUGUUUUCACCUAAUAUUAAAAAAUUCGCUAAUCACUCAGUAAAAAUCAGAACGACUUCAAAAUUUCAGAAUGUGGAGUAUUUAAGCUAUUCUUUAUCCUGUUCAUAAGAAAUCUCAAAAGAAAUUUCAAAAAACCCUAAGGUUUUACAAAAGGUUUUUUGGAUAACCGAACUCCAAAACUAUGCUUUUUCUAAUUUUUCUAUUGUACGAUCACGUUUAGCGGAGGAAAUUAAGCACAUUCUGAAAUUUUGAAGUCGUUCUGAUUUUUACUGAGUGAUUAGCGAAUUUUUUUAAUAUUAGGUGAAAACAGCCUG
This is a messenger RNA of Didymodactylos carnosus, 2096 nucleotides long. The record is from the annotation of a GenBank genome assembly. NCBI's taxonomy places the organism in Eukaryota, Metazoa, Rotifera, Eurotatoria, Philodinida, Philodinidae.